CAGAAUUGAAAGCACUCAACCAGCUUUCCAUAUAAGCAAGCACACUCUUUUGAAUAAAUAUCUCUACACUCAUUUUCAACAAAUCAUCUUACUCAACACCACCAAAAUUUCAACAAGAGAUAAACACAAAUCACCAUGUUUCAUAAAGUUUCAUCUUAUCGUUUCGGACGCCUGAACUACACUUUGCAUGAAAUUAAUUUCAACGACUUCACCAUCAAAAUAGGUUUGGAUCAUGGUGAACAAGUUUUUCUUACGGUUACUUUCACCUCUACAUUCAAGCAAUGGGACCCAGGAAGAGAAAAAAAAACUAGCUUUACCUGAAAGCUCUAUGAAACUACUGUGAUUUUCUUGAUUAAUAAGGGUUUCCGCAACUUGAGCAGCAGUUUGUCGAUGGAGCAAGGAAAAGUUUCGCGGUGCAAUGACGUACUCCGGCCCAUUUAACAUCCCCGAACGGACGAAAGACCAACUCGGAUUGGAGAACAGUUGGGAAAGGCUUAAGAGGGAGGCUGAGAUUCGGCGAGUCUUGGAGCUGAUAAGUGUUGCAGGUCAAUGGAGGAGAGCUUGGGAGAGGGCUAACCGCAGGAAGUGGAAGGGAUGCCUCUGGAAACGCGAAACUCAUUUAAGGGUUGUAAUGGGAGCUCUUGAGAAACAACUUACUUCAAUACAAUGGAAGGCAGGAUGGCAAUCCGCCCAUUCCGGUGUGUGCGUUAAGGGUUCUGGAAAAGCUGAAGGCAUGGCUGUAGAUGAGGUUGUGAUCGGUUCUGGGGAUAGGAAAAGGAAGUCCAGAAGAGAGGCAGAACGUAAUGUCAUUGUAUUAUCUUCUGAUUCUGAAAGGGAAGAAAAACAUGGUAAAGAAUUUGAUAAGUGUAAGAAGAGGCAAAUGACUAAGAAAGGACCAAGUACAACUGUUGAAGAAAGGGAAGAGAGGGACGACACAGGAUGCAAUAAGCUGGAUGAGAGUAGAAAGAAGCAAUAUGGAACAAGUGGCAUUGUGAAAGAAAGGAGCUCGGACUGGAAAGGAAAAGAAGUAAUGGUAGAGGAUGAAGAUGACCACAUUUCUAUUUCAUCUGAUAAGGAAAGGCAUGAUGAUGAGUUCGUUGUAAUCGAAAAAUGAAAAAAGCUGGAUCAAGGAGGUCACGAAGCCCGCAACAAUGGGCACGCAAGUUCUUCAAAUUCCUGCUGAGGUAAUCACUGGGUGUGAAAUGGAAGGCAAGACUAGCAUCAUGCUCUAUGACACGGACAAACAAAAGGGCUAUAAAUGUGUCCUCAAGAAGAGAGAUGGGAAGACUGAAAUGUUUCUCUGCAGGGGGUGGUAUGAGUUUGCCAAAAGCUGAAACUUCAAGAAAGGUGAUAUUCUGCAUUUCACCAUUAGGUACCCUCCUGUGGAAGAAAUUCUUGUGUCUGUUUGCCGUGGGAAUUAUUGAAGAACGUGAUGUCGAUAAGUUGUGUUUUGUUGUGGAAAUCUGUGUAUUAAGUUGGGUGAUUAAGUAAGUUUGAAUUAAUGUUGUUGUAAAAUAUUUCUGGACAACCAAACAUGAAAUGUGUACUUUGGUAUUUGGUAAUUAAGUAACUUAUAUGUGUAUUGUGUGGGUUAUAUUUGGUUGCCUGUGUUUUAUGUUUAUAUAUAUAUGACAUGUGACUGGAUUUCUAAUUUGGAAGGAAUAUAAAUGUUGUUAUUAAGAGGUUGGUUUAAUUUUGGUAAAAGUUCCCAUGACAGAAUAUUUUAUUGGCAUAUAGAUGGUGCGCUGUUGUCAUUAAUCAGCACAAUGUGCCUUUAUUAAUUUGCAGGUUGUUUAUAUAAAGUAACAAUGUGUCUGUUUGUGUAAGCGCAAUUUAUAUAGGUGGUGCGCCAUUGUUAUUAAGCAGCACAAUGUGGGUGUUUGUGUAAGCCAACUUAAGAAUUUUGAACAUGCCAAAAAAAAAAACUAAAUAUUGUAACAUGGAGGAUAAGACAAAUAUGAUUAAUCAAUGGAUUUUAUAUACAUGACAUUUUUUAUUUGGAGACCUGAUAUCAAAUCUAAACCUAAUAGUGUCACCAACUUUGAACAUAUUGGUUUGACAGAAUUCUUCCCAGUCGGGUCCUAACUUUGUCGGGUAUGUAGUGUUUAUGUAUGCCAAAUCCAGUACUGUCCUUGUACCAUUAUCGCAGCACAAGUUGAGACAGUUGUAAUUGUAAUCUUUUAAAAGUCCAGCAAAGUCCUCUUCCAAUCUCUGUAGCAAUAAAAAAAAUCAAAGCAUAAGUAGUAACAAAAGUUUAAAGAAACUACAAAAUAACAAUUUUUCUUACCAACUUGGUUUGACAAAAUUCAACAUUUGUUAGACCGAGGUCGAAAACCAUAAUGUUGUCUGCGCCCCAAAACCUGCUAUGGUAAAAGGGCAAUUGCUCGAUAUGCACUAUAUUUUUUAUGUUGAGGAUGCUAAAAUUGUCAUCCUUAUAGUAAUCCACCUCAAGAACAACAUUAGAGGGGCAAUUAUAAAAUUCUUCAACGUCCUUCCAUCCACUAAUUAUAAGUGGAUGAACUUCAUCUUUGUUAUAGAUGAGGACGUGAUGCACACCUUGGUUGUUUAGGAUGGUCCAUGUUUUUGUUAUGUUGUUGCUAAAACGACAUAUAAAUGUGGGAUCAGUUUCUGGAAAUUUCUGCCAAAUCAUAUAGAAGUUAUUAAAAUAGGUGUGUUAGGAAGUUAUAAAAGAAUGAAAAGAAAAAAAACAAUAAACAAAACUUGUAACCUGUUCAGAUAACUUUGCUAUUGUGAAGGAGUAUUCCAAUUCACUGUGACAAAGUUUUCCUAUCAAAGCCAUAUGGAAUUGGUGGUAGUUGUAGUUGGGGUACAAAACUCAACUUAAAUAUUUGUGAUUUAUCUUCCUAACUUGAGGAAUCAUAUUUAAAGGCAAAUGCAUAGGAUAUCAUAGUUGAACAGUCCCCCCCAAAUAUUGUUAAAUAUUGUGCAUAGGAUUCCAUUUUGAAUAGGAGGGAUACAUAUUGCAUGGGACCCUAAUAACGAAAAAUAUAGUACAACUCAUUGCAUGGGAAAACAGGUUGGACAUGGCAUGCGGUGAUGGUAAGAGAAAAGAAUAUAUUCCAUUAGCAUGUGAUAUGGUGUGGGCCUAUUUUGCAUAGAAGUUGUUGUAAAUAUAAUAAAAAACUUGCUGGCAGAAUAUAUUCCAACAGGAUGUGCCCAUGUGCUGCCAAAGUCUGAGUCCCACGUGAAAGUAAUAUUGGAAAGAAACAAAGGAUGCAUUAUUGAAACCUUAUGAUAAAGAAAAAAAAGGAAAGUACACCCAAGCGGAAGAUUCCAGUAGAUGAAGUUUCAAGCCUUGCUCUGGCGAGAAGCAUUGAAUUUGAAAGUGUAGUCUCAGGUAAAACAGUUAGAUUGUUUUGAUUAUAAUGGCUUGGUUAGUGAUGAUAAUUGGAAAUUGAUUGUAGUUAUAGAGUUAAAAAUAAUACUUUAUGUUGCGGUUUAAAGUUUUGGUAGGUGUUUGUAGGUUUAUAUUUUUCUAUGUAAUUGACAUAUUUACUGAAAGUGGUGUGCAAAAGAAACAUAGAUUCAAAAUACAAAUUAAAGUUGGCAAUCAAGUUGCUACAUGUAGAGUAUAACAGUUAAGAUUUUUUGAACAAAA
Vicia villosa (hairy vetch) is the source of this 3619-nucleotide messenger RNA. RefSeq lists its product as uncharacterized. NCBI's taxonomy places the organism in Eukaryota, Viridiplantae, Streptophyta, Magnoliopsida, Fabales, Fabaceae. The record is from RefSeq and is a predicted model, not a curated record. The coding region runs from base 419 to 1114 and encodes 231 amino acids. The transcript has 8 exons.